Messenger RNA from Theobroma cacao (cacao), 1172 nucleotides. RefSeq names its product phosphoenolpyruvate carboxylase kinase 1-like. Gene Ontology annotation, biological process: protein phosphorylation. Gene Ontology annotation, molecular function: protein kinase activity; ATP binding. Lineage: Eukaryota; Viridiplantae; Streptophyta; Magnoliopsida; Malvales; Malvaceae. The record is from RefSeq and is a predicted model, not a curated record.
AUUAAAAAAGAAAUAAAGGCCAACUGGAAGAAAAGGGGAAACCAUGACUGAAGCAUUGAAGAGAAGCUACGAGGUUUGCGAAGAGAUCGGCCGGGGAAGAUUCGGCGUCGUUUUCAGGUGCGUUUCAUUGAGCUCAGGCGAAUCAUUCGCCGUUAAAUCCAUCGACAAACGUAUAAUCUCCACCGGCGAUUCUCUUGACUCCCAAUGUCUCUUCAACGAGCCGAAAAUCCUUGCUUUAGUUUCACCUCACCCGAACAUAAUUCACCUCCACAACCUCUACGAAGACGAUUCUCAUCUCCACAUGGUCCUCGAUCUCUGCCCUCCUUCUCAAGACCUUUACAAUCUCAUCAUCCACAAUGGUCCCUUCUCGGAAGCCCAAGCUCGACCCAUCAUGACCCAGCUCAUCCAAGCCCUUGCCCACAUUCACAAGCUCGGCAUCGUCCACCGUGAUAUCAAGCCGGAGAAUAUUCUGUUCGAUUCCAAAAAUUCCGUUAAGCUAACGGACUUCGGUUCCGCUGAAGUGGCGGCGGAGGCUAUGCAAGGGGUGGUGGGGACCCCGUAUUACGUGGCGCCGGAGGUUUUGAACGGGAGGGAAUACGGGGAGAAAGUUGAUGUGUGGAGUUGCGGUGUCAUUCUGUACAUAAUGUUGGCGGGGUUUCCACCGUUUUAUGGGGAAACGGUUGUGGAGAUUUUUGAGGCGGUUUUGAGAGGGAAUCUGAGGUUCCCUGUCAGGGUCUUCCAAUCGGUGUCGCCGGCGGCUAAGGAUCUUCUGAGAAAAAUGCUCUGCAAAGAUGUUUCUAGAAGAUUCUCUGCUGAACAAGUUCUAAGGCAUCCUUGGAUAACAACUGGAGGCUGAAUUUCGAAGCUUUUUUCUCAAGGCCUUAAUAUUUGAAGGGGUAUUUGCUACUGUAUUGUAUAUAGAGGUUAAAAGGGGAUGAAUUUUUGUUAAUUCCAAGGAAGCUUUGUUUUUUCUUCUCCAUUUCUUCUUUUCGUAGAAGAGGCGAGUGUUUUUGGUAAGCUUGAGAAGAGUGUGUAUAACUAAAUGACAAAGGAAUGAGAAUUACUGAUUGGAAGUGGGUGUUUUUGUUCUUCGCAAAUACCCUAAUGAUGUAUGCGAAGGAUAAGCUUCGGAGUUUUCAAUAAAAAUUAUCGUGAAGAAUCUCUUAACCUAA